GAAUCAGCGCCGUUCGAACCUUUUAUAGCUCGUUUUGUUUGUAUAAUUAGGGUUAGGGUUUUUACAGACCUCUCUUCACUCCAACAAUGGUGAAAGCCAAGAAAAUCGCCAAAUUGGACGAAGAAGAAGAGUUGAAUCCCCCAAUUAAGCUCAGUAGCGACGACGAUGAGGAGGCUAACGAGGAUCUGACGUUGAAAAUCGUGCGGAAAGCUAUGUUACGAGCUUGUGGGCAGAAAUUAGAGAGUGAAGAGCCUGAGGAGGUUACUGAGGUGAAGAAGAAGAAGGUGAAGAAAGUGAGGAGGAAGAGUAAACGGAUUAAAACUCAAAGCGACAGCGUGACUGAGGGGGUGGAAGCAUUGGUUACAGAGAAAGAAACAAUGGUUGUGGAGAAAGAACCAAUGAUUGCAGAGAAAGAAGCAAUAGAAGCAGAGAAAGAAGCAUUGGUUGUGGAGAAGGAAACAGAUAAGGCGGAAGAAUGCAAGUCUGUGGAGACUGAUAAUUUGGUAGAACCAGAAAAUAAAAAAGAUGAUAAUGCUGUCCUUCGAAAGCUUCUUAGAGGGCCUAGGUACUUUGAUCCCCCAGAUAGUAGUUGGGGAACAUGCUAUAACUGUGGUGAGGGAGGACACACAGCUGUGAAAUGUAAAGCAGCUAAGCGUACAAAACCUUGCUUUGUUUGUGGGAGCUUGGAGCAUAAUGUAAAGCAGUGCACCAAGGGAAAAGAUUGUUAUAUCUGCAAAAAGGGAGGUCACCGUGCUAAAGAUUGCCGAGAAAAGAAAGUAGCUGGGGGUCCUCAGAGCUCUAACUUAUGUUUGAAAUGUGGUGAAUUUGGACAUGAAAUGUUUACAUGUAGGAAUGAUUAUCUAUCUGAGGAUCUCAAGGAAAUACGAUGUUACGUCUGCAAGAGUUUUGGCCACCUUUGUUGUGUUAAUUAUGGUGAUUCCACAGCUGGACAAGUCUCUUGUUACAGAUGUGGUAAAGCAGGCCAUACUGGUUUGGCAUGCACAAGGCUGCGUAGUGAGUCGAAUGGGACAAACACACCUAGUUCAUGCUACAGAUGUGGUGAGGGUGGACAUUUUGCUCGUGAAUGCACCAGUACACAGUCGAGCACAAGGUCACGUAGCGAGUCGUAUGGUACAGGGACACCUAGUUCAUGCUACAAGUGUGGUGAAACCGGACAUUUUGUUCGUGAAUGUACGAGUUCAGCUAAGAAUUCAAAGAGAAACCCUGGAUUCUCAAGCUCGAAAGUAAAAAGCUGGGGACAAGAUGACGAAUGGUUUAAAAACAAGUCUCUUUCUUUUGAUCCUGAUAUGGCCCCAGUUAAUGGAGGUUUCAGUGGAUCAUCCAAGGGUAAGCGCAAGAAUGAUUGGAUCAGUGAAAAUUCUGGAGAUUAUACCCAUAUAAAGGAAAAGCACUACAAAAACUCUCCUUUGAGACCAGCUAACAAGAUCAAGAAGUUUUCAAAUUCAAGCGCUGACAAUGGCUACGCUUCAACUCCGGACUCUCUUGGUAGUGCUCGACACCAUCGGUUUAAUUACUCACCUCCAGAUACAGCUGGGGGUGGUUAUUCUUCAACUCCCCAAGCUUAUGGUAGUGCUCGACACCAUCGGUUUGAUUAUCAGCACUUCCAUCCCGUAUCUGAAUAUUCAGUUUCACGUGAUGCAAGAUUUUACGAGCAGGCAAGCCCAGCAUCAAAACGUGGAAAUUCUACCACUGGUAAGAUGAGAAAUUAUUACAAUUAGUCAGCCCUUCCCCACCCAGUAUUUCUCCAUGAAGUGAUUAUAGAUGGCAUAUAAGAUUGUUGUUUGUGCCAUUUGUUCUUUCUUAUACUAUUCUUUGCCCCCUCUCCCCUCCCCCUCUUUUUUGAUGUAGAGUGAGCUGCAGAUGCUGUACUGUAUGUGGUUAUAAUCAUAGGUUUAUCUCCACAAUGAAUAUGUUGAGAUUUUCGGGCCCUUUUAUACAUAGCUCAUACAAGUGGAAAAGCUCCCGAUAAUGCUAGAACUCUGCACAAUUUGCAGAGGGACUGAUAUAAACUCACAUUGUCAAACUUCUCCCUCUGCAAAAGGGACGAGUAUAAGCUCAUUCACAAAUUUUGUGUUUUUAUAUUGAUUUUUUUUAAACUUAUUGAAAUGUUAGUGUUGUAAACUACAUGUUUAUUCAUUAAAACCUAAGCAGUCUAUUUAAAUUUAAAAAUUUAAAGGAUAUGACAUGAUUAAGCAUUGUUGACCUCA
This is a messenger RNA of Daucus carota subsp. sativus, 2228 nucleotides long. RefSeq lists its product as uncharacterized. Lineage: Eukaryota; Viridiplantae; Streptophyta; Magnoliopsida; Apiales; Apiaceae. The transcript is spliced from 7 exons. Gene Ontology annotation, molecular function: nucleic acid binding; zinc ion binding. The coding region runs from base 87 to 1739 and encodes 550 amino acids. The record is from RefSeq and is a predicted model, not a curated record.